Mytilus californianus (California mussel) is the source of this 2404-nucleotide messenger RNA. Its product is annotated as low-density lipoprotein receptor-related protein 12-like. Gene Ontology annotation, molecular function: protein binding. The record is from RefSeq and is a predicted model, not a curated record. NCBI's taxonomy places the organism in Eukaryota, Metazoa, Mollusca, Bivalvia, Mytilida, Mytilidae. The transcript is spliced from 5 exons. Bases 1 to 1077 code for a protein of 358 amino acids.
AUGGAAGUAAAAGCCAGAAAUUUACAAAUAUGUAUACUCCUUAUAUCUAUAACAACAGUAUUUGGAUUUUAUUUAAUUGCUGAUUAUUAUAUGAACCCUAAUACAAGUGAUGCUUUCGGUGGUUCUUGUGAUGAGGUAGUAGAGGAUGCCAGUCUCUACAUCAAUAGUCAUAUAAAUCCUCUCAAAUGGUUCAACUAUGGUGGGGACAAGGACUGUGUAAUGACUCUCGAUGCCGGCAGUAUGGGAGGGGCAUUAUUUAAGAUAGACUGGCAGUAUUUCGAUUUGGAAUACUCAGUAAACUGCACAAAAGACUAUUUAAAACUUUACGAUUCUGAUAUAGCUGGCAUGGCUCCUGGUACCCUGCUAGGAACCUUCUGUGGAAGCACAACACCAACCGUCAGGUUUCCAACACAGCGUUAUUUAACCUUAGAAUUUCACGCUGAUUCGUCAGGAUCUGGAGAUGGAUUCAGAUUUAGAGGAACUCGAACAGAACCAAGUCCUUGCCAAGAUGACGAAUUCCAUUGUACAACAGAAGAUGUGUGUAUUGAUGAAAGGCUGAAGUGUGAUGGUACUAGACACUGCAAUGAUGACUUGGAUGAAAGUGACUGCUCAUUUUUUGAAGAACUGAUAGGAAGUAUUAUUGCCCUUGGAAUGGGAGGCAUGGUCGGGGUAGGUAUCGCCUUUGUAGGAGGUUGUGUUGGUAUCUGGACUUUAGUCUGUGUAUUCACAGUCUGUAAGAAAUGUUGUGGCUUAUGUUGCACCACGUGUUGCUGUUUCUGGCCUUGUUGUAAAGGUAGAACAUGUGGCAAAAGCAAAGUCGAUCCCGAUUCUGAUCCUGAAUAUGGCCUAGAACUACCCGAAAAGAAAGCAGCAAACGACAACGAUAUUGAGCUCCAAGGGGACGACGAAGAUGGAGAUUUCUUUGAUGAUGACGAAAACAGUCCGAAUCAAGUCAACGUCGCACCACAAGGAUCCUCAAAGGAUUUGCUAUCUAAGAAUGGACAGGAUGCAAAACAAACCAAAAUGACCGGAGUCGGACAACAAAAUAAUGGAUAUGAUGACGAUGUUGAUUUUUAGAAAAUCAUGCAAUCAUAUGUUUACCUGAUAUGGAAAUAUAUUUAAGAAAGAAUGAAAUAGAGGAUAUAACGAACAUUUUCAGAUAUCAAUUGUAUUUGACUAAUUAUGAUGAUGUAUUUUGUGUAUUUAUAGAUUUAACUAUGUUCAAAUUUCUCACAAAACGUACCUCUUUAGUAUAAAUAUGGAACAUUUUGAUUUUACAUCUUACUUUUGAGUAAAAUGAAAAAAACCUAAAAGGAAUGAUUCCUUCUUUCUUUUUUGCUUAAAUUAAAUUUACCCUUUAAACCGUAGAAUCUAUACAUUUUUGUGAUAGAACAAUCGACAUGUUUGGAGCUUCCUUCAUUCCAAGAUUUUAAAUUGAAAAUUUUUUGACAGGACACUAUUUUUGUAAAUGAUUCAGAUUUUUUCGACUCUGUAAACACCAAUAGUAUAUUAGAAUCAAAAGUAACUAGUUGUAUGUAUUAAUAUUUUAUAAACGCACAUCACCUACGCCAAAAUCGUAUUUCAUAACUAAACACAGAGCCAUACGCAUUUUGUAAUCAGCUUCCAUAUUCUUUAACCUGAUGACGACAACAUUCAAUGUUUGAGUUUUCAUGGGUUACCUGGUUUAAGGACCAGUAAUCAAUAGUUGAGACACAAAGACAUAUUUUAUCUAUUUGUAAUAUUUUGCAUUUUCCCUUAACUUCUUCACCGAGAUCUGUUUGAAGUUUUCGAAAAAAAUCAUAUCUUUUAUUAAAAUAUAAUUGCUUCGCCUUAUUGCUAAAAUGAUGUCAGACUUAACAGGUAGUCGAAAAUUGAUCAGCUGAUACUAUUUCUUAGCUAGUAUACAAACUUACUUCACUAAAGGAUGAGUACUAGAUUAUUCCUAGUGACAUAUUAAAAGAUGAAUUCAAAGUAGGAAUUCUAAUGUUCUCAACAUUCAUGUGCAAUUUCAUUCUGUAUAAAACAAUGGUUCUGUAGACUGAAUGUUACCCUGUAGAUGUAUUUUAUUGUUUUGUCGUGGGGCUGCUGUCCCAUUGACGUAUACCAGUCACCUCUUGUUAUCAUUUUUUUUUAGUUAAACCUUAACAACAUAACAAGAUACAAAUCUGAAUUAUAGACCAGGAAACUGAUUUUUCAGUAAAAAAAAUAGAGGGUCCCUCGUUAUUUUGGUGAAUUUCUCAGAAGGUUCAUUAAAUUCAAAACAUGAAAUAUAAUCCUAGCACUUUAUUUUCAACAUUUAUUUAUUUAUUAUUAUAUAUUUAUUAUGUUUUUAUUUAUAUUUUCUGUGAUUUUCUUUUCUCUUGUUAAGUUUUUUUUUAUCCUUCAAUAAAUCAUUGUUCAUCGA